Limulus polyphemus (Atlantic horseshoe crab) is the source of this 1637-nucleotide messenger RNA. RefSeq names its product vesicular integral-membrane protein VIP36-like. Lineage: Eukaryota; Metazoa; Arthropoda; Merostomata; Xiphosura; Limulidae. Gene Ontology annotation, biological process: endoplasmic reticulum organization; Golgi organization; endoplasmic reticulum to Golgi vesicle-mediated transport. The record is from RefSeq and is a predicted model, not a curated record. Gene Ontology annotation, cellular component: COPII-coated ER to Golgi transport vesicle; endoplasmic reticulum-Golgi intermediate compartment; endoplasmic reticulum membrane. The transcript is spliced from 9 exons. Gene Ontology annotation, molecular function: D-mannose binding.
UUAACGUUCUCGUUCUGAAAAUCGGUGUUUUGUGUAACGAGCCACCUUCUGAGUAGUCGCAUAACCAUUACUAAAGUGUUUUGGCGAUACAUUUGCGUUAUUAUAAGUGUGGUGUUUGCAUUAAGCGAACGAAAAUGAACAGAGACGUAAAUAGAUAUUUUAAACUUCAUUGUAACAUAUUUUUAUUUUGGUUUGUUAUAGCGAUAUUAGGGCAUGCGAAAAAUUCAGCCUAUGCUCAGUGGAACACAAAUGACUACUUGAAAAAAGAACACUCGCUUAUGAAACCGUAUCAAGGAUCAGGUAUGACAGUUCCAAACUGGGAUUUUGUUGGAAGUACUAUGGUGACAAGUAAUUACAUCAGACUUACUGCCGAUGAACAGAGUAGGAUUGGGGCCAUUUGGAAUAAAGUGCCCUGUUUUGUAAGAAAUUGGGAACUGCAAGUUCACUUCAAAGUUUAUGGUCAAGGAAAAGAUCUUUUUGGUGAUGGCUUAGCUCUAUGGUAUGCUAAAGAACCUCUUCAGAUAGGUAGGCAUACUUUUAUUAAAGUAUUUUACAUUCUGUAUGAAUAAUCAACUAAUUCAGGACGACACAAUCAUGGACAUCCAUAUAUAUCUGCAAUGGUCAACAAUGGCACCCUACACUAUGACCAUGAUCGUGAUGGCACUCACACUGAGUUGGCUGGUUGUGAAGCCAAAUUUCGAGGAGUUGAUCAUGAGACUCACAUUUCCAUUAGAUAUGAAAAAGAUACAGUGACUGUUUCUACUGAUAUAGAAGGUAAAAAUGCAUGGAAGGAGUGUUUUAAAGUAAGUGGAGUGAAGCUGCCCACAGGUUAUUAUUUUGGAGCAUCAGCAGCAACUGGUGAGCUGUCAGAUAACCAUGAUAUUAUAUCUAUGAAAUUGUAUGAGCUAGAAAUUGCCAGUGAGUUGAAAGAUGAAGAGGAUAGAUCCAACAUUGAGCCUUCUGCUUCUUUCUUUGCAUCCCCAAGAGAUCACAUAGAUGAUCCCCCUCCACCCAUGUCUGGUACCAAGUUAUUACUCAUUAUGCUGUGUGCCAUAUUUGGUGUAUUUAUAUGUGUUGUGGUUGGUGUGGUAGUAUUCCAGAAGCAGCAGGAGACUUCUAGAAAACGAUUUUACUGAUGUGUCUGUGAACAAGUAAUUUACCUCAUAAGAUGAGUGACAUCAAGUUGUGGGACAUAUGAUCAAUAAUUAGGAAUUGGGUUUACAAAACUGAACAUAAUACAGUCUUGCAAUUUUUUUUAAUUUUUUUUUGUGGGUGUGAAUGUGCUAUAAUCAUUUUCUAAUGAAAUGAUUGUAAAUAUAUGUGAAAUUGUCCUGUUUUUAUAACUGCUGUACAACUUAAGUUUAUGGAUUCAAGUUUAAUAUCUUAGAAUUUGGUAAAAAUUUCAUACCUUUAAGUUUUGUCACCUACGAAAAAGAUUACAGAGUGAUCUACAUUGAAUUUUUGAAGAAAAGCUAUAAAUUCAUACACUAUAAUAUGACUGUAAAAUUACCUGUUUUCUUCCUGCAAAAUGUAUUCGUUUUCAAAUUUCUGUAUCAAAUAAUAAAUGUUUCUAGCCACCAAUAGCUAUUUUGAUACAUAAUGUAUGAGUAUUUGAAAUAAAAAAAAUGAAUUGCAAA